This is a messenger RNA of Spirometra erinaceieuropaei, 1136 nucleotides long. NCBI's taxonomy places the organism in Eukaryota, Metazoa, Platyhelminthes, Cestoda, Diphyllobothriidea, Diphyllobothriidae. The record is from the annotation of a GenBank genome assembly.
AUGAAGCGCUGGUUUGGUUGUCUCGCGUCCACGACGGAGAGUGAAAAGAGCCCUUCAGUGAUGGUGAGGUGAGAGAAUCAGUGGCCUCGUACUCGGACAAUCGGCUGCGACAUUGUCGCAGUUCCAGACUCCGCUCGUAGAGAGCCGCCUCCAACUGCGUCACCUGGAUGCGGGGGAGAGAGAGAACAUGGGAAUGGAGUCCUCAUCAAACUUUGCAGCAUCGGACCUUGUUUUUGAGUUGUCGUUCGAAUCGGAAACAUUUUUGAAAAAAUUGGAAAUCGACUAGGAUGCUGCUGAUCAGAAGAUCAGAAGAAGAAGCGAUCGCUGGAACAAUGGCUUUAUUCGCCUGACGUUUCGGAUUCUCUCUUGAAUCCAUCAUCAGAGACAGUUGCAGAAAAGGGUGGCUAGUGUACAGGAAGUCGCAGUAUUUAUAGGAUGCGGUCGCCAUGCUACCGCAUACCUACAGCAAUUAACCGUGCUCCCUUCAUCAAGGAUUGUUGCCCGCUGGUGCGCUAAUUGCUUGAUGGCCGGCAUGCAAGUUGUUAAUUGCUGACAACUCAUCACCCGUGUUGGAUGCUGGCGUGAUGAUUGCUCGGCCAUCUGGCUCACGUGCUUGCGCGCUCCUCGAGUGGUCAAUUGCUUUGGCCAGUCUAUGCCUCAGGACAGAAUAUGGAGUGGGGAUGUCGUUGCACUUGUUGAUAGACUGAGGUCCCGUGAACCAUGACUCAAGCAACUCGCGGCUCACGCGAUUAUCCCCUCUCGCGAGAAUUUCGGCCUCAUCGAACUUGAAUGUGUGACCGGGUCUCGUCGAAUGGGCCGCGACCUGAGAGUUGGCGUCAUUUCUCCGUACAGCUGCCACGUGUUCGGCGAUUCGCGUCCGGAGCAGUCUUCCAGUUUCUCCGACGUAGUUGCUUUGUCCGCAACUGCACCAGAUCCGAUAAACGACUCCAGAUGUUUCUUGCCGUGGCAGUGGGUCUUUUGGUCUCAUCACUGUUGCUGUUGAUGAUUAUGAUGACGCUGAUGCUGCUGCUGAUGCCGAUGGUGGUGAUGAUGACUACGAGGAUGCUGACGAGGAUGAUGAUGGCGGUGAUAAUGCUGCUGCUGAUGAUGAUGAGGAUGAGGAUGAUGAUGAUUGA